CUGUCAACCAGGAAGUCCUCAAUAAGACGCAUUCACUAUCCAGAUGCAGAGGAAUGGGCUGGGCAUCUUUCUGCCAUGAGUAAGAGGAAGUCUUGUGUCCACAAUGUUGUAAACCCGUCUAAGACUCCUAGGACAGAUGGCAAAACACAUGUUCAGGAUGAGGAGGAGGUUGAUGAGGAGGAUGAAGUCCAGCAAGAUCAGUCACUCUCUGCUUCGAGCGUGGGAGAUAUCGGCGUGAUAGAAAGUAUCACUUUGAGGAACUUUAUGAGCCACCAUUUGCUCGGGCCUUUCAAAUUUGGACCAAAUGUAAACUUCAUUGUUGGGAACAAUGGAAGUAAGAGCUAG
Sinocyclocheilus anshuiensis is the source of this 345-nucleotide messenger RNA. RefSeq names its product structural maintenance of chromosomes protein 6-like. Gene Ontology annotation, cellular component: nucleus; site of double-strand break; Smc5-Smc6 complex. The record is from RefSeq and is a predicted model, not a curated record. Gene Ontology annotation, biological process: double-strand break repair via homologous recombination. NCBI's taxonomy places the organism in Eukaryota, Metazoa, Chordata, Actinopteri, Cypriniformes, Cyprinidae. The transcript is spliced from 3 exons. Gene Ontology annotation, molecular function: damaged DNA binding; single-stranded DNA binding. The coding region runs from base 76 to 345 and encodes 89 amino acids.